GAAAUGGUACAGUCCGGAACUUGAAUCAUUUUGCGGGAAGUUUCCGAUGUCUAAUUAACGUUCGUUCCACCGAGUUUACAAACGGACGUGUUUGCUUCGUGUCUCAAUGAGUGCCAAAAAGGGCCGGAGAGCCAAAGUGCUCUCGGUGACACAACAGAAAGGUUCACCCAAUGAUCGAACGGAUUCUCCCAACCUGUCCUCCAUAGAGAGAGGGAGCUUCCUUGAGGGACUGCAGCAGGCUUAUGGUAACCCUCUGCACAGCACGGCCCUGGAGGAAGAUCUAAGCGUCCCAGAGGAGGGUCAGACGAACCGAGGCAAAGCUGGGAGAAAGGAAAUCACUCAGACAGGGAAGAGCGCUGUAAAAGAGCGAGGAGCCGCCGCCAAGAGGAAGGAGGCGGAGAGGAACGGGGAGAAUGAGGAGGAACAGGAGAAGAAAAAGAGGAGCAGGAGAAGUACUACAGGGGCGAGGCCAGUGGAAAAUCAGCAGAUGAAGAGUGAGAACAGUGAGAGUGAAACGGAACGAGGAAAGCCCGGUGACGCUGCUCCGCAGGCGAGGAAGCGAGUGGAGGAAUCUCACACGGGCCGUAAGCGAGUGCUGUCCUCGUCUGAGGGGGAGGAUGGCGAUGAGAGUUGGAACCCGAGCCCAAAGAAGGCAAAGGUUUUAAACUUGGCCAGAAGCAGAAAGUUGUCAUCUAAUAAGUCGAAACCUACAACAUCAUCUUCAGAACCAGACAAGCCCAACAGAGAUGAACAGAGGAAAAAGAGACGUGCGGGUGGAGGAACCGAGACAGAGGUGGUGCUGGAUGCCUUCCUAGACUUCUGUGACCAGUACAGAGAGUCGGUGGAGUCCAAAGCAGUCAAACAGGCUGUUGAUUCUUUCUCCUCCAACGUGGAAGAGCAACUGUUGGAAAAGAUUUCUACUUCGAGGGAGUUAAAGGUUCUAAAAAAAGAAAAUGCCAAGGUGGCUUCUUCCAUCCACACAAAGAAACGGAGACUACUGGAUGCCAAACACGAGCUGAUGAGGGCAGAGCGGGCGGCGUGGCUGCUGCAGAAGGAGAAAGCUGAGCUUAAAGUCCAGUUGGCCGACCUGAGACGAGGCCAAGCCUUUCUGCGGGACUUCAGAGAGCUCAACCGACUUUACCUGGACCACCGACGCAAGCGGCCCAAAGAAAAAGAGACGUACGGGGCGGCCAGCUUGCCUGCUCUGCUGCUGGAGACCAAGCAGGUCAGGACCGCUGAGCACCAGCUGUAAGGGAGCAACCAGCAGCCCAGAGGGAGGCGGAAGAAGAACCCGACCGAGGAACCGUGUGUGGAAUGAGAGCCAGCACAGAACGUGCACAGGUGGAAUACUUGGAGGCUACAUGAGCCACGCUGAGGCUGUAUGACUUCUGUAGUGUUCUCUGAUAGAUGCAAUAAACAUUUGUCAAAUACUGUA
This is a messenger RNA of Gasterosteus aculeatus aculeatus (three-spined stickleback), 1435 nucleotides long. It is a transcript of the gene cenpu, whose product is annotated as centromere protein U. Gene Ontology annotation, cellular component: nucleus. Lineage: Eukaryota; Metazoa; Chordata; Actinopteri; Perciformes; Gasterosteidae. The record is from RefSeq and is a predicted model, not a curated record.